Molecule: messenger RNA, 943 nt
Organism: Antechinus flavipes (yellow-footed antechinus)
Lineage: Eukaryota; Metazoa; Chordata; Mammalia; Dasyuromorphia; Dasyuridae
Gene: AK1
Product: adenylate kinase 1
Exons: 6
Coding region: 108-737 (209 amino acids)
Biological process (GO): ATP metabolic process; nucleoside triphosphate biosynthetic process
Cellular component (GO): cytoplasm; cytosol
Molecular function (GO): nucleoside diphosphate kinase activity; AMP kinase activity; ATP binding
Source: RefSeq, a predicted model, not a curated record
AACCCUGGCAUAAGAACCUAGUGGGGGUUGGGGAGAAGAGGGAUGGGCAGAGAAAAGGGCUGUAAGAUUAAGGGAAGUACUGAGGAGACUGGAACAAAGAUCGGGACAUGGGGUCUUGCCUCUCUAAUGAAAACACCAAAGUAGCUAACGUGGCUAAAGAAAAAUUGAAGAAUAGCAAGAUCAUCUUUGUGGUGGGGGGACCAGGCUCAGGGAAGGGGACCCAAUGUGAGAAGAUUGUUGAGAAGUAUGGCUACACACAUCUAUCCACUGGAGAUCUCUUGAGGGAAGAAGUCAGCUCUGGCUCUGAAAGGGGCAAGAAAUUGUCAGAAAUCAUGGAGAAAGGAGAACUGGUACCCUUGGAUACGGUAUUGGAUAUGCUCAGAGACGCCAUGGUUGCCAAGGUUGAGACAUCCAAGGGCUUCUUGAUAGAUGGUUACCCUCGGGAAGUGAAACAGGGAGAAGAAUUUGAAAAGAAGAUUGGCACCCCUACACUGCUGCUCCACAUAGAUGCUGCCGCUGAAACUAUGACGGAAAGGUUGCUGAAAAGAGGGGAGAGCAGUGGCCGUGUAGAUGAUAAUGAAGAGACCAUCAAGAAACGUCUGGAAACGUACUACAGUGCCACAGAGCCAGUCAUCAAAUUUUAUGAGGGUCGGGGUAUUGUCCGCAAGAUCAAUGCAGAAGGCUCAGUGGACAGUGUCUUUGAAGAAGUCUGUACCCAUCUGGAUGCCCUGAACUAAUGGGGUUUGAAAAAUCCUGUCAUCUCCCCUAUUUCAGAGAAACUCAUCUCUCCCACUCCUCCAACCCCAAGGCAGGAGCCGAUGCCCCUCCUGCUUGCCCUUCCUAGCUCCUCCCCCACCUAGCUCUGAGCUCCGUGCUCAGACAGAGGAAGUGGCUUUAUCCUGUUUUCAUGGACGCAACUUCACUAAAGGAAUCUCCAAGGACA